AUGGACUCCUCUGUCGCCACACAUAAUCAGCAACAUGCGACCAGGAUCAAGCCUCACGCCACAAGCAAGCCGGCCGCCCGCCCAGGCCAGACGGCGGACCCAGGGUCCCUCCAGCCAGGCAGUACCAAGAACAAUAGUAAUGCACCUAAUCCUACCCUAAACACGCCGGGCGCCUUCCCGACAGCCCUCGAGUUUCCGCCACCGCACGUAGUACUCCAUCCCGAGGACGCGAGCAGCAGAGUGCUGGCAGCUAUUGGUCGUUCCUUGCUUUCAGUGGACAACCGUGCCAUGACCGUCAAGGAUCUCGCGGACAUGGUGGUUCAUAACGGGCUAGUAUGCCAGAAUGUGUCUGCAGCAAGCCAGGCGAUCACUACCUACAUUCGCACGCACCUCCAGCGUUGCGACGCACAGCAGGACUGUCCCCUUCUUUUGCGGCACACUCUAUCCGGCACCCCAUACGACGACGACUUACUUCCCGCUUUGUAUUCGAAGUCGGGUGGCGCACAGUCCGCGGCUGCGCCAGACCAGCGCGCCACAAACUUUAGACGCGGGACGCAAGUCUGGUAUCUUAGCAAGGCCGCCGGCGCUCCCUGUCCAUUCGCUAGGGCUGGAAUACGAGUAUGCGAUUACGGCGAGAAUGGAAAACUUGGUCUUCUAGCCGACACAAAGGACAAGCAGCGUCAAAAGGAACGACAAAGGCGUAUGGAGACGUGCGGGUCCAAGCGCAAGCGGGCCACGCGUUCAUGCGUCACACACGAGGCGGACGACGAGCCUCAGCCGGAGCAGAGGGUGAAGCUAACGCUGCGCUUGAAGCCACUGAACACCCCCGCCUCCUCCCCGCCCAAUGCGACACCUGACGCAGCAUCUGCCGAGCCGAUCACAGGUUUUUCCACCGAUGACGACGGUCGUGAUCACUCAGAGCGCGACACGUUGACAGGUCUCUCGCCAGAGUCCGAGAGCUCUUGGACGCUCCCUCCCUAUCCACGGCGCUCCAUUGCUAUCCCGAGCUAUACGCCGUCAUUCGACGGGCCGUAUCCGGAGCUCCAGCCGUCAUUCAACACCCGAUUCCGCAGGUCUCCCUCUAUGCAUAGCCUUGCCUCGCCACCGCCCGAGUCUGACGAGUCCGAUGACGAGGAUGAUUACGAGGAAUACUUUCCCCCUCCGACUUCCGCUGCUGCCGAGCUCGGCCCGUCUUUGCCAGACGACGGCCUGCUUACGACGACGGUGGAGGACUUCGACAUCGACGGGGACCUCGACAGCGAGAGGUUUGACAGCCCGGGCCCGCAGUCUCCGCCGCUGUACAGCAUCCCUCUACCGAUGUCCGAUCCAAAGGUUGCUGUCAAGCAAGAGCCUACCGUUGUGGAAGGUCUCCUGGAUCAUUGGGAUGCCGAGUAUGGAGGUCACACCUUCGAGAGUGUGUACGAGACGGGCGUCAAGGCGGAGCCGGAGGUGUACGGUCGCUACAGCGUUCCCGUAAAGCGCGAGUGGUCAACCCCUUCGACGCUUUCGGACGACGACCAGUUCAUCAAACAGGAGGAGACAGAGCAGAACCUACUGGCCGCGUCGUCCACAGAAGGCGGCUUCCCUCCUCCAUCUGAGGAGGACCUGGCCCUGUAUUCGCAAUUCGCCGCAUCACUCGCCGACGUGCCGCCUCUCGAAUACAGCUACCGCGAGCGCGAAGACUCUUGGCAGUCGGAAGGUCCCUCGUCACCAGCAAUCGAGUACCCGACGAUACGCCCGCACUUGAGAACCACGACCAGCCCCGCGCCGCCUUCGUCCGCUGCCGCUGCUAUGGCCUUUAUGACCCCACCAUCACUGCCCAAUACUCGUCAAGAUGGCUGGGCGCCUUUCACGCCGGUCUCCCCCGCUACGCCAUCCUUGGCGUCCGUCUUCGCGUCGAUGUCGAUGGCUUCGCCAACAGUGCAGGGCGCGGCAGUACCGCCUUCUGCGUUGGCCCUCCCAUUCAGUCACUCGCUACCACCAGCAUCGCGGUUCGAGCAGCAGCAGGUGAUCCUCCAUACGACGGAGCCGUGCAACCCCGCUAUUACCGCGACACAGAUCGAAGGUAUAUGCGUGUACCAGACCAAGCUGGGCGACAUGGGGGUCUUGCGCCGCAUAGACACGGACUGGGUCAACAUGUCCGCCAUCGUCGCCCAUGGCAACACGCCGUAUCCGAAGAUGUCGUUCACAGUCACCGUCGACCAGGGUCCGGUCAGCGUCAUUGGAACAUGGGUACCGCUCUCCACAGCGCAGGAAUACGUGCGCCAGUACCCGUGCUACCAGGACGAGCUCGGUGUCUUCCUGUCGGAAUCGCUGCAUGAACGCUUCCCUCCCGCGCUUCAGGAGUUCCACACCUCGUGCGCCGCGACACGCGAGCGCAACGAGUUCGGUGCAAAGUUUGGUUCGACGCCGCAGGCUAUGGCGCUCUGCCAACAGUCGGACGUACUUCAGAGCAACGGCGCCUUCGCUUUGCUCUCCCUUGCAGGGCCAAGGAAGACCGAGGACGAGGCGCCGAAGCCAGUCACGGAGGACCCGCUGAGCCCGGAGGAGGAAGAGGUUUUCCAUGGAUGGUGCGCGAGCGCUGAAUGGGAAGAGGAGAAGCCUGCUGCUCCUUCGCCCGCACCCGCGCCUGCCCCGACAUCAGAAGCAGGGCCGUCAUCCUCGCCGGAUGUUGACAUGGAUGCGUCGUCGUUACCGUCGCCGCCGCUAUCGCCAACCGAACCCGAGCUGACGCCUGAGCGCGACUCUCCUGCGCCGCAGGCAGCCGAGGCACCCAUACGUGCUGGCAUGAAGCGCAAGUCUCCAGAACCGGAUACGCCGCGCUCGCCCAGCAAGCCUCUGCAGCCCACGCAUACGAACCACCCACCGCCUGCGAAGCGCGACUGCGGGUCACUGCGCCGCUCGAAGCGUGUUGCUGCCGCGGGUGAGACGCGACCGCGCACGCGGGCCGCUACUCGACGUGGCUCUAAGGCGUCCGCCUCGUAA
Schizophyllum commune H4-8 is the source of this 2985-nucleotide messenger RNA. RefSeq lists its product as uncharacterized. The coding region runs from base 1 to 2985 and encodes 994 amino acids. Lineage: Eukaryota; Fungi; Basidiomycota; Agaricomycetes; Agaricales; Schizophyllaceae. The record is from RefSeq and is a predicted model, not a curated record. The transcript has 4 exons. Gene Ontology annotation, molecular function: DNA binding.